Messenger RNA from Dryobates pubescens (Downy woodpecker), 1844 nucleotides. It is a transcript of the gene CCBE1, whose product is annotated as collagen and calcium binding EGF domains 1. Gene Ontology annotation, cellular component: cuticular extracellular matrix. Bases 118 to 1299 code for a protein of 393 amino acids. Gene Ontology annotation, molecular function: structural constituent of collagen and cuticulin-based cuticle; calcium ion binding. NCBI's taxonomy places the organism in Eukaryota, Metazoa, Chordata, Aves, Piciformes, Picidae. The transcript has 11 exons. The record is from RefSeq and is a predicted model, not a curated record.
UCUGGCGGCGGCGGGGGGCGGCCCUCCGCCGGGGCGGGAGGAGCGGCGGGUCGGCGCAGCCCCGCCGCCGGCCGGGGCGGGCAGAGCCGGCGCGGCGCGCAGGGGAGAGGCGGCCCGAUGGGGCGGCCGGUCGGCAGCCUGGCCCCGCUCCGGCUGCUGCUGCUUCUGGCGUUGGGGCACGCCUGGACCUACCGGGAGGAGCCACAGGACGGCGACAGGGAGGUUUGCUCCGAGAACAAGAUCGCCACCAGCCGGUACCCCUGUCUGAAAUCCACGGGCGAGCUCACCACCUGCUUCAGGAAAAAGUGCUGUAAGGGUUAUAAGUUUGUUCUUGGACAGUGCAUCCCUGAAGACUAUGAUGUCUGUGCUGAAGCUCCCUGUGAACAGCAGUGCACAGAUAACUUUGGGCGAGUCUUAUGCACUUGCUACCCUGGGUACCGCUAUGAUCGGGAGAGGCACAGGAACAGAGAGAAGCCAUACUGCCUGGAUAUCGAUGAAUGUGCUACAAGCAAUGGGACACUCUGCCCUCAGAUCUGUGUCAACACCAUGGGCAGCUACAGGUGUGAGUGUCAUGAAGGCUAUAUCCGGGAAGAGGAUGGCAAGACAUGCACCAAAGGAGAUAAAGCUGGACUUCCUGAGAAACCUGAAAACGUGGCAAAACCAGGGACAUGCUGUGCCUCCUGUAAGGAAUUUCAUCAAAUAAAGCAGACAGUUUCACAACUGAAGCAAAAGGUUGCUCUGCUGCCCAAUAAUGCUGCUGAUCUUAGCAAGCAAAUCACUGGCGAGAAAGUGCUUGCGUCUAAUGCAUAUAUCCCUGGCCCCCCAGGCCAGCCUGGCCAACAAGGCCCUCCAGGGGCUCCAGGACCAAAAGGAAGUCAAGGAGUUCCUGGGUCACCUGGACCUCCCGGACAGCCAGGCCCUCGUGGAUCAAUGGGACCUAUGGGCCCAUCUCCAGACAUAUCACAUAUUAAGCAGGGCAGACGGGGCCCUGUGGGCCCUCCAGGAGCUCCAGGGAGAGAUGGUAGCAAGGGGGAGCGAGGUGCACCAGGACCAAAGGGGAUACCUGGCCCACCAGGUUCAUUUGAUUUCCUGUUGCUGAUGAUGGCAGACAUCAGAAAUGACAUCACUGAGCUGCAAGAAAGAGUGUUUGGACACAGGACUCAUUCAUCAACAGAGGAGUUUCCGUUACCUCAGGAAUUUACAAACUAUCAUGACACAGUAGAUUUUGGCUCUGGAGAAGACUACAAACCACAGACAGCACCCAGAGCCUCCAGAAUACAGAAGGCAGCUCAUCCUUAGCUACCCUUACUGAAAAAUAGUGUCCCUUUAGAGUUCUUCAAUAUAAAAAUGCACUGACAAUGGUAAAAAAAAAAAAAAAAUUAUAUAUAUAUUAUUUCCCAGUUUUCUCUCUGCUUUUCCUCAGCCAUGCUGCCUGUACUAUAGCUUUCCUGAUUUGUGGUAACCUCCUUGCAGUAAUUCCGUACCUUCAAGCCUGCACUGUGCGUUGUACCUAGACUAUCAAGAAAACCUUCCUAGUGUAUAAUAGAAUUAAGGCAUGCUCAAGCUAAUGGCACAGACUACAACUUUUCAUCUGCCUACUUUGCAUUCUAUGUCCAAAUGACCCAGUACCUAAAUUUUGCCAGGGGUAGAGGGCUAUCUGAACAUCAUAUCUGAAUGAUGUCAGUAACAAAAGCUUUAGUCAACAGUUACCUUAUACCACUGAGCUUAAGUCUCUAGCCACUGUCUCGAGGCUUAGGUGAAUGUUUAAAACCUGGAUCCCUUUUCCACAUCAGAUGCCAGCUCUAAAUGAAAAGUAUCUUAUUCUAUCAUGCCCCACCAUGGCA